This is a messenger RNA of Echinops telfairi (small Madagascar hedgehog), 1958 nucleotides long. RefSeq names its product karyopherin subunit alpha 2 (gene KPNA2). Lineage: Eukaryota; Metazoa; Chordata; Mammalia; Afrosoricida; Tenrecidae. The transcript has 11 exons. Gene Ontology annotation, biological process: NLS-bearing protein import into nucleus. Bases 112 to 1701 code for a protein of 529 amino acids. Gene Ontology annotation, molecular function: nuclear import signal receptor activity; protein binding. Gene Ontology annotation, cellular component: nucleus; cytoplasm. The record is from RefSeq and is a predicted model, not a curated record.
AGCGCCGCAUUGGGCGACUAGUGAGCCGUCCGACCUGCAGCCGCUGAGCCGUCGCUCUGCCUCCGGUGCGAGUCCGGCCGCUCCGCAGCUUUCUCCCUUUGUCUUGCAACCAUGUCCAGCAAUGAGAAUGCAAAUUCACCAGCUGCCCGGUUUAACAGAUUCAAGAACAAGGGCAAAGACAGCUCGGAAAUGAGGCGGCGCCGCAUCGAGGUUAAUGUGGAGUUGAGGAAAGCUAAGAAGGAUGACCAGAUGUUGAAAAGGAGAAACGUCAGCUCCUUUCCUGAUGACGCUACGUCUCCACUGCAGGAAAACCGAAACAACCAGGGCACUGUAAACUGGUCUGUGGAUGACAUUGUCAAAGGCAUAAAUAGCAACAAUUUGGAAAGCCAGCUCCAGGCUACUCAAGCUGCUAGGAAACUGCUUUCCAGGGAAAAGCAGCCCCCUAUAGACAACAUAAUACGAGCAGGCUUGAUUCCGAAAUUUGUGUCCUUCUUGGGCAGAACUGACUGUAGCCCCAUUCAGUUUGAGUCUGCUUGGGCACUCACUAACAUUGCAUCUGGGACAUCAGAACAAACCAAGGCUGUGGUCGAGGGAGGAGCAAUCCCAGCAUUCAUUUCUCUGUUGGCAUCGCCGCAUGCUCACAUCAGUGAACAAGCUGUUUGGGCUUUGGGCAACAUUGCAGGUGAUGGCUCACCUUUCCGAGACUUGGUUAUCAAGUAUGGUGCAGUUGACCCUCUGUUGGCUCUCCUUGCCGUUCCUGAUAUGUCUUCUUUAGCAUGCGGUUACUUGCGGAAUCUUACCUGGACACUUUCAAACCUCUGUCGGAACAAGAAUCCCGCACCCCCAUUAGAUGCUGUUGAGCAGAUUCUCCCUACCUUAGUUCGUCUUCUGCAUCACGAUGACCCAGAAGUGUUGGCUGAUACCUGCUGGGCCAUUUCCUAUCUUACUGAUGGUCCAAAUGAACGCAUUGAAAUGGUUGUGAAAACAGGAGUUGUGCCCCAACUUGUGAAACUUCUUGGAGCGACUGAUUUGCCCAUUGUGACUCCUGCACUGAGAGCCAUAGGGAAUAUUGUCACGGGGACGGAUGAGCAGACGCAGGUUGUGAUCGAGGCAGGAGCCCUGGCUGUGUUUCCCAGCCUGCUGACUAACCCCAAAACAAACAUUCAGAAGGAAGCCACCUGGACAAUGUCAAACAUCACAGCAGGCCGUCAGGACCAGAUACAGCAAGUGGUGAACCAUGGAUUGGUCCCAUUCCUCAUCGACAUUCUCACAAAGUCGGACUUUAAAACUCAAAAAGAAGCCGUCUGGGCUGUGACCAACUAUACAAGUGGCGGAACAGUGGAACAGAUUGUCUACCUUGUGCACUGUGGCAUAAUCGAACCAUUAAUGAGCCUUUUAACCGUGAAGGACACCAAGAUUCUUUUGGUUAUUCUGGAUGCCAUUUCCAAUAUCUUUCAAGCUGCUGAGAAAAUUAAUGAAACUGAGAAACUUAGUAUAAUGAUCGAAGAAUGUGGAGGCUUGGACAAGAUUGAAGCCCUGCAAAACCAUGAAAAUGAGUCUGUGUACAAGGCUUCCUUGAACUUGAUUGAGAAGUAUUUCUCCGUAGAGGAGGAAGAAGAUCAGAAUGUUGUUCCAGAAACUACCUCUGAAGGAUAUGCCUUCCAAGUUCCUGAUGGCACCCCUGGGACCUUUAACUUUUGAGAUUGUACAGCUGAGUCCUAAGGUUGUUUGUUGUGUACCUUGUUUGGUAUAAGUUUGUCUUAAUUCUUUCUCUACUAAGAAUCUUUAUAAAUGUGAUUUGUUUAUGUAGCACUUUUUACAACAGAACUAUACUUGAACAGUUCCAGACUGUAUAUACUGUAUGAAGCCUGUCUCCUCUAUCAGUGGGUUUCUUGUUUCUGUGUGGAAUUUCAUAUCUUGCAGUGACCUGUAAAUAAAGAUUAAGUUCCACCCUUUCA